Molecule: messenger RNA, 2390 nt
Organism: Pieris napi
Lineage: Eukaryota; Metazoa; Arthropoda; Insecta; Lepidoptera; Pieridae
Exons: 1
Coding region: 404-2092 (562 amino acids)
Source: RefSeq, a predicted model, not a curated record
UGAAUUGAUUUCCCAACAAUAAAAAUAAAAAAAAGGCUUGACGUGGGUUAAAUGAAAAUAAAAACUCGUUCCACGUUAUGAGACACAAAAGUUGGAUUCUACCUACAUGAGUACCAAGAAAAUUUAUAAAUAGAACAGGUGGAGUCAUUUUGUGACAUUGAACUGUAAAGUAAUAAAUAAAAAGAAAAAAGGUAAGAUAAAAUAGUCAGUAUAAAAUCUGUGGAUCAUGAUAGAAAAUUAUUUACCUCAAGCGUUAUGAACAAACCGCAAAUGGUUAGGUUUAUUCAUGGAAAUGCUAACGUUUCGCAAUAACAUAAUUACAGUUUCCACCAAAUACCUAUUCGAAACUUUAUAAGUAAAGAUUUCAAAAUGAUUGCAUCUUUUAGAAGUUUGCUUCCAUCAAAUGGAUACAAGAAUACCCUUUAUAUUUUUAUUGAUAUCAUUAAGUACAAGUGUUCUUAUUAGUAAUGAACGUGGUAGCAAUGCUUAUAACAGAAACAUAUUUCGGAAGAAAAGACAAACUGGCUAUAUGUAUGAAAAGCCAAGUAUUUCCUUCGAUUUGCCUUCAAGAACUACUUCGAUUCCAGCGACAACCCAAACACAAAUUGUAAACCAAAUGCAAAUGUACUACGCGUAUCCCGUUCCUUCUGUGGCAAACAAAGAUGUUGGACCGUCAAGUAGUACUGGAAUUUUAGAUACGGAGCCCAUAACGAGUACAGGAACAUCUGGAUACAACUACCAAAAUCAGCCGCGAACCGAACCUGUCAAAACUGAUGGCAAUAUUGAUUAUUCCAACUCAGGGUCUCAAAUAGUAUCAGGGUCAGGAUAUAAUUAUGAAAAACCAACGAUUGGUAUGAAUGAUUUCAAUGGAAAUCAAAAAGGUGUUAGUUAUACGAGUUCAGGUAGCGGAGGAUACGGUAAUCAAAAUAUUGCUCAGACUGGUAAUAGUUACCAAAAUCAAAAUAAUAUAAUGCAAAGAGGAUAUACUGCUAAAAAUGUAAUUUCUACAACUAAAGUAGGUUACGAUUACAAAAUUCCAGGAAUUGAUACAAGACAAACGGGUAACACAGAAAAUAUUGGAUAUUCUUCUAAUGGAGCUACUAGUAAUUCCAGAGGUAUUAUUCAAGGAAGUGAAAACACUGCUAAGGUUGGUGCUGUCGAAACAGGCGCCUUUGAUACAUCAGGUGGAUAUAAUUACAAUGUUCAGAAUGCUGGAAUUAUGCAAGCCGUAGGUAAUACAGUUAAUGGUCCUGAGACAAUAGCGACCAGUACUGCGGGUGGCUAUUAUUAUGAAAAACAAAAUAUUGGUAGUAACCAAAUGGAUGAAAAUACUGUUACUGUAGGAAUUUCUGAUAUAGGACCUAAUGUACCAGAAUCAUCGGAUGGAUAUAAUAACAAUAUUCAAAGUACUGGAAUUAGUCAAGCCAACGGUAAUAAUGUAAACAUUGGCUCAGGUUCUGGAAAUAGUGGUACACGUGGAUACAGUAACUAUCAAAGUCAACCUAUUAACAUCAAUCAAUCGGAUCUCAAUACCGAUGUUGGAGAUUCUGGAUACAGUUAUGAAAGACAAAAUUUUGCAGUGUCCCAGCCGGUAAUCAAGCAAGAAGAAAGUAGCGUGUCAACUAGCGCUCCAACGUACCUUCCGCCAAUUCAAUCAGUUGAUAGACCAACAGAAUCUUAUUUACUUCCUCAGUUAAAACAGAUCAGCGCGAUUCAAACUGUUACCAGCAAAGCACCCACAGUGAACACCAAUUCACCAUUUCUUCCAAAACCUCCCUUGAGUUCUAACUACCUAACUCCUCCUAUGGUAAAUCCAACUUUGGGAGUAACAGGAUUAAAACCGACUGUUCAAACGCCUGUCAAAUAUAUACCUCCAAAAUUACCAUCUGUUAAGCCGUCUAUACCAAACCGAACAUAUAUCACACCAAAUAUUGAAGUAAAUCAGGAUUCUAAUAAAUCUACAAAUUUGCUAAACGAUGGACAACCGACCCAACACUUAGGAUCCUUAAAUGGGCAUCAAUAUUUACCGCCAAGUAAUUUAUACUCUCCAACAGUGUCUCCUCCAGCAUCUACAUAUUUACCACCUGUUUAAUUUCUUAAUUUUAGGGAGGUCAUCUAAAUAUACAUACAAUUAAACUAUAAUGAUCACUCGAAUAUCAUAUGAUGAAAUAUAUUUGUAUUAGCGGCAAAAUUGUAUACAUUCUUAUUUAUUUAAAAAAAUUCUUUUGAGAUUACUGGUUUAGUUGCUGCCUACAUUCAAAUUUGUUGUACCUAUAACAGAGUAUGAUCAAUGAAUUUAUUUAAAAAUAGAAAACCAUAUAACAUCUAUUAAUACAGCUUAAAUAUGGUAGUUUCAUCUAUGCUUAAUAUUUAAUUCUUGUCACUGCCAU